AAGGUCACACAGAUGGAAUGAACAGUUCCUGAUUUGUACAGGCGAAACAGGGAAUAUGACAGGACGCCUCCAGCGAUUUUUCGUCCGUUUUGUUUUUUCUUUUUGUGUGUGAAAAUGAGUGCGUACGCAAUGACGACAAAGCGAUGCACGACUUUGGAAAUCAGUGAUUUCUACUCCUGGUGAACACAUUGCGUGACGUCGGGUUCAAUAGGAGUGGAUGAGUGAAAUGUAGUGCGUGCAAAAGUCUGGAUUGCUAUCUUCUGGGUAGCCUACUUAGUGAAAUUGUUCUUGAAACGGAUAAAACAAGUGAAUAAAUAAAUGCAUCGACAAGCUGUGAGGUCAAAUACGCUAUCUUUAGCAAGAUUUUGAAGAAAAAAAGGACCCGUAAAGGAUUGAAGUAAUCUGUUGGUUGUUUCUAAGGGAAUGCGAAAAACAGCUGAAAGUUUGCCACGAGCUGGAUGAUACGUGUCCCGAUCCUGAAACCAUAUCUAGUCAUUCGUACAACGAUACAAUUAAGCAUUGUAAAUCGAAGUUUGGAUAAAUUGCAUGACAUAAAAACGCCAAAUGAAUUGAUCCAGUGUGAUACGCUAAAAACAACGUGACCAUGACAUUUAGUUAAGCUGAUAAGCCAAUACGCCGUAGAACACAAAAGUAUAUAGAAAAAGAUUCAUGUUUAAUAACUAAAUCGGAAAGUUCUGAGAGCACUGAAGACUUAAUCUUAUUUAACCCAUUACCUAAAGCCUACGUUUAUCUUGAAUCUCUCACAAAUGCUGCUUGCCAUUCUGGAUUGCACCGAAACGACAAACACGCUACACUCAACGGAAAAAAUUGUUUCCCUCAAUUGUUCCCCAAAACCAAACCAAUAGAGAAAGGAGAACAGGUCGAAUACAAGGCUUAAAGUGCCCAUUCUGAACUUCGGCAUCGAAUUGACUCUUUCUUCGUGGCCACCAGAAAGAGCGGAAGAAUCUUCAUCGAGCACCGGACAUUGGAAGCUAAACUAUACCAACCCUAGUGCGGUGGUGGUAGUUGGGUACUUUCCAGUACUCAACUGUCCUACCACUGCUGACCACUGGCCGAAGAGUGACGAAAAGCGAAAAGUGGGACGAUCAGUAGAAAAGUAAAUAAACCAGUGGAACCCUUUUCAAACUAAGCGAACAUCCUGAACGGCCCCAAAAUUACGGACAACACCAUGGAGGACCUGCUGCAGGCAGGCCACGUAGUCAAGGAGCGGUGGAAGGUGCUGAAAAAGAUUGGCGGCGGAGGUUUCGGAGAAAUCUACGAAGGACAGGAUCUGAUCACUCGGGAACAGGUGGCCCUGAAGGUGGAAUCCGCCCGGCAACCGAAGCAGGUACUAAAGAUGGAAGUGGCUGUCCUCAAAAAGCUGCAGGGAAAGGAGCACAUCUGCCGCUUCAUCGGAUGCGGACGAAACGAUCGGUUCAACUACGUGGUCAUGCAGCUGCAGGGGCGCAAUCUGGCCGAACUCCGGCGAUCUCAGGCCCGCGGGGCGUUUUCGCUCAGCACCACCCUCCGGAUCGGUUUGCAGAUACUGCGCUCGAUCGAGUCGAUCCACUCGGUCGGGUUUCUUCAUCGUGAUAUUAAACCAAGCAACUUUGCCAUUGGGAGGUUACCGUGCAAUAAUCGUAAGAUUUACAUGUUGGAUUUCGGUUUAGCUAGACAGUAUACUACCGGCACCGGAGAGGUGCGGUGUCCCCGUGCCGCGGCCGGUUUCCGUGGCACCGUGAGGUAUGCUUCGCUGAACGCGCACAAAAAUCGGGAAAUGGGCCGCCAGGACGAUCUGUGGUCUUUGUUCUAUAUGCUUGUUGAGUUUGUUACUGGCCAGCUUCCGUGGCGUAAAAUUAAGGAUAAGGAGCAAGUACGUUACUGUUUUAAACUAUAUGUUGGUUUGUUAAAAGAGAAAUACGAUCAUCGUUUGCUACUCAAGCACUUGCCUUCGGACUUCAAGUACUUCUUAGAUCACAUUCAAUCUCUAAAUUACGCCGAUAAACCAGACUAUGCUAUGUUAGUAACCCUUUUCGAGCGUUGCAUGAAACGACGGGGAGUCAAGGAAACCGAUCCAUUCGACUGGGAAAAGGUUGAGGAGAACAAUGCCGACCAUGGGGAAGCAAAGAUCCUAAACGCAGCCGUACCAAAGAGUGAACUAGUUAAGAAACAUAAAGAUAUCGAAUUAGCAGAGUUUUUGCCCAAACAGAAACGUAAAAUGAUUCCAGACUCGGUCAAGGUGCUACACACCGAACCGAUUGAGUCCAUCAAACCGCAGAACAACGGGCUUACCAUCGCCAAUGGGAACAACGUGGGUCCGAACACACCCAACAGUGGCCAACAACUGAACAGUAACGUCCAGCAGCAGAACGAGAAGUACGGAACCGCUGCAGCCACCGGCGGAGAUCCACUUGAUCCGAGGCUUCGGCAAGCGUUCAAAGAUGCACUUAUGUCUAGUCAAGAGGGUAUCAAAGUCAAGCCGGAAAUCCCGCUGGUCCGGGCCCACACUGAUGUGAACAAUAAAACGACAUCCAAGCAUGGAGGCAGCAGGUUACGCAUUCUGACCGCACCGCCGGUGAACAUCAAAGAUUUUGCCUCGUCGAUCGACAGCUUGCAGCAUUCGCAAGCCAACGAGACCAAUCUUUCGGAUGCUAAAUCGAAGCUGAAAACGGAAGCGGAUGAACUGUACAGUGCCGUGGGGGAUGGUGCGGGUGACACAGCGCUCACUAGUGGUGGCAACCAACAACAGAAUUCCAUAAAUCAAAGGCAAUCGCUCCAUCUGGGUGGCAAGAGUUUACGCUCGUUUGCCACCCAAUCGGCCAAGUAUCGCAGUUUAGCGGAGGACAAAAGCUGUCGGGACUAUUCCAUAACGCAGCACGCAAUCAUCGACGAUGAUAAUGCCAGCCAGCAUCAGACGCCCAAGUACCAGGGGGCGCUCACGUUGGCUUCGCAGUGGAAGAGCCAGUUUGACGACUCGGACGAUUCAACCGAUGGGCUGUGGAAAGGCGAACAACAUUCCGAAAAUGCAUCUAAGAAACAACAUAAACAGCAGGCAGCAACCAACAAUGGCAGCAGCAUCCACAAUAACAACAACAACAAUAACACCACAUCAAUGAGUGCUAUUGUGAACAAUGCAGCUAACAACAUUACUGCUACAACUGCUAUUUUGAAUGCCACUAUUAUUACCACUCCUAUUACUACUCCUAUUGCUAACAAUAUCAACAACAUCACUACUACUACUAUUGCAGCGGCCGCGGAAGUGGAAGUUGACGGAGCAACGGCAAUGGCAACAGCAGUCGCAACAGAAGCAGCAGCAGCAACCGAAGAAGAAAUUGCAAAUAAUCUCAACUCUUAACUUAUUGAUAAAACAAAAACAAACAAAUGACGAUGACAAGAUGUAAGUUAUGGUUUAAAUCAGAAAAGAAAAUACAAACAUUACAAAACAAAUUAAAGCGUAUAAAGCAGUAUAGAAAAUAUCAGUUUAUUGCUUUAUUCAAAAUACAAAAA
Messenger RNA from Uranotaenia lowii, 3507 nucleotides. It is a transcript of the gene Asator, whose product is annotated as tau-tubulin kinase homolog Asator. The record is from RefSeq and is a predicted model, not a curated record. Lineage: Eukaryota; Metazoa; Arthropoda; Insecta; Diptera; Culicidae. Gene Ontology annotation, biological process: peptidyl-serine phosphorylation; signal transduction. The transcript has 10 exons. The coding region runs from base 1190 to 3355 and encodes 721 amino acids. Gene Ontology annotation, molecular function: ATP binding; protein serine/threonine kinase activity. Gene Ontology annotation, cellular component: nucleus; cytoplasm.